Dovyalis caffra is the source of this 261-nucleotide messenger RNA. The record is from the annotation of a GenBank genome assembly. NCBI's taxonomy places the organism in Eukaryota, Viridiplantae, Streptophyta, Magnoliopsida, Malpighiales, Salicaceae.
AUGGAUAUCAAUUUCCUUAAAAAAAUUCCCAAGCAUUCAGUUAAGAACUCAACUGACAAAGUUUGUCUUAAAGAAGAUGCAACACAAGCAAUCAAAGGUGAUGGAAAGAAAAGAUUAAUCCAAGCGAUAGGGCUUCCUUUGUGUUCUUAUGUUCUCAUAAUUUUGGUGAAAGUAGUCUAUAAGGCUUCGUUUGAAAGAAAUUCAACUCUAGUCUACCCAAGAGACACUUGGCAUUGUGUCAAUGAGAAUGUAACUGCUUAG